AUGAGAGAUUUUCACAUUUUUAGUUAUGCAGCAAUUGGAUUUUCACUGUUACUUAGCAUACCCAGCUUUUUUAUUUCAAUCGUUGCAAUUUUGUGGCACUUUUGUUUCGCACAGACUUUAAAAAUCGCUAUUCACGACAUAACAAAGUUUCUCUACUUCCGAUCAUCACAUUGUCAAAUGAAGUUUCAAUGGCAUUACAUAAAUAUUACAAUCAACGAGGGUGAUAGUGUGACUGAAAGAUAUUGUUAUGUUGCAGAUGGCAUCAUUCGUAAAAGUGGAACAAGAAGCUUCAAUUACCUUGUCCUUUGCGUGCCAUGGCUUGUUAUGAGUCUUCUUGGUGUGAUACUUGAUAUUGCGGCAACAGUUGUUUAUUUCUCGGAUUAUAUUAAAAUUCUAUCCAAUUUCUCAGAAGCUUUAAGUCUUCUCGAAGUUUUGAAUUCUGAUAAAGUUUUACCAAUUUUUCAAGAAAAGUUUUCACAUGCUGUGUAUCCAUUUUUACUUGCUCCACAAUUUAUGUUUCUGGCAACAUCAAAAUGUUUAAUUCCACUGAUACUUGCCACCAUACUAACCAGUCUUGCUAUCAAAGCAACAUGGGAAACUAUCAAAGACAACCGAAGCAUUCAAGUAUAUAGCAAAAGAACUUUGGCUGUACCGAUUAAUGUAUGCACUACGCUUGAUAAUUUGACACUUUCUCAUGAAAAUCAUUUUGUUCUAGUUCAAUUGUCAUUCAAUUUCGCUAAAGGUUGUGCUAUUGUGAAGAUUUAUUAA
This is a messenger RNA of Clunio marinus, 768 nucleotides long. Lineage: Eukaryota; Metazoa; Arthropoda; Insecta; Diptera; Chironomidae. The record is from the annotation of a GenBank genome assembly.